AUGGCUUCUUUGGCGACUGCUGCCCGUGAUAUCCCCCAGGCCUCCUCCUUGAGCCGAGACAACUUAACUGCUGUAGCGGCUCGGAGUGAUCCUGCGAUGACUGUGACACGAUCUCGGGACCUCCCGACCCCUCCCAACUCCAUCUCGCCCUCCUUGCCGGCCCACGGCCUCAAGGCCCAGCUGCAAAAGGCCAGGCUCGACCCCAUCGACUCCGACUUGGACCUCCACGACAACGCCAGCGGCCACGAGAGGUCGCUGUCCCCGGCCCUCGAGUCCGCCGGCGCCAUCACCAGCUCCAUGCUGGCCAAGUGCCACCUGCCUGACAUCCUGCUCAACCACGGCCCGCUGGCCAUCCGCCACAUCAUGGGAUACCUCACCACGUCGGUUCCUGGCUUCUCGGGCAUCCCGCCGACAAAGGCGCGCAGGGUCGUGGUUGCCGCGCUGGAAGGCCGCGGAGGCGAAGGCCGCGGCGCCGACGGUGACAUCGUCUUCGAGAAGGUGGGCUGGGGGCGAUGGGAUGCGCGCCGACGGGGACAGGCUGCCCGACACCGUCAGGCAACUCCGCCCAGCGGCCCAUCCUCGUACACUGCUGGCAUCCCCAUCUCCAGGGCCGGCGGCCGGGGCCUGGGCUUGAGCAGGGCGAGGCUGAACAUGGCCCUGUCCAGCGGCGGCGACUCGGUGCACUUCUCCCAUGACGAUCGCUACGACGUCUCCAUGAUGGAGCACGAGGCCGACAAGAUGUCCAUGGACGAUUCUGCGUCGGCCUCCUGCUCCGAGGCCCCCGACGAUGAUGUCGCCAUGAACGACGACCCGGAGGAUGUGACGGACGACGAGGACUGGGCUGCCGUCGGCGCCGCUGCCCUGCGGGCCGAGUCAUACCCCAACAUGGCCGCAGCCUUCGAGUCUGGCCUCUCCUCCAACACCUACGCUGGCGGGAUGCGAACGCUGCCCUCUGCCUUUGGGGGCGCGGCGCAACCAUCACGCGCCAGGUUUGAUUAUUCUGCGUUCCCCGGCCCUUCGGACGCUCAGGAACGCGAGGCUGUCGAAGCCCUCCUUCGACUUGGCUCUGUAUAA
Molecule: messenger RNA, 1074 nt
Organism: Trichoderma reesei QM6a
Lineage: Eukaryota; Fungi; Ascomycota; Sordariomycetes; Hypocreales; Hypocreaceae
Exons: 1
Coding region: 1-1074 (357 amino acids)
Biological process (GO): positive regulation of transcription from RNA polymerase II promoter by glucose
Cellular component (GO): nucleus
Molecular function (GO): sequence-specific DNA binding
Source: RefSeq, a predicted model, not a curated record